AUGGACACCGAUUCUUAUUUCAAAGAGACCCCACCCGAAGAUUAUCGCUUUAUAGGUUAUUACCGAUAUCGACAAAAACAAGACGACUUCACAUACUCUUUCCGGGUAGAAGCCGCGCGGCUCUCGCGUUGCUUGGAACGUCUAAGCAAGAAUGGUUCCAGUGAAGUCAAGCAGGCUGCUGCCCGUUUACAAAGCCAAUUCGAGGCAAGUAUACGAAAGUUUUCUAAACCGUUACUACAGCUGGCAGGCAGUGCUAAGGGAUCCAUUGAAGCUCAAGGCUUCUAUAUUGAUAUAUUUUGGGGGGAGAUUGAACAAAAGAGAGAGCUUGAUGCUGUUGAGGAGAUUGAGCAAAACGGAGAGCUUGAUCAAAACGGAGAGCUUGAUGUUGUUGAGACGGAAGCAGCCUGUCAUGUAGUGCAGAAAAGUGUGGGGGUUUUUGACACAGCUAUGACCAGCCUUGAAGAUAGAAUAAGGACCAACCGGAAACGACCAAGAACUCCUGAGACAUGUGUAUGUCCUGAAACUCCUAUCAUCUAUUGUCCAACCCUUUCACAGAGUCAGAAAAAAUUAUAUACAAACAUUCCCAAAUAUAAGAAACAGAAUGUCAAGCCAAUGGAAUUAUUCCCUGUUAGCUCAAGCUCUAGCAGUGAUUCUGAACAUCAAGAUGUAACAGAUGAAUCAUUAUCAUCUGAUGAUGAGUGUGAAGUGAUAUAUGGUACAGAUAUUCAAUCAAAUCCUUUUGAGUUGUCAACCAGUUCAG
This is a messenger RNA of Paraglomus occultum, 760 nucleotides long. Lineage: Eukaryota; Fungi; Glomeromycota; Glomeromycetes; Paraglomerales; Paraglomeraceae. The record is from the annotation of a GenBank genome assembly.